This is a messenger RNA of Arabis nemorensis, 192 nucleotides long. NCBI's taxonomy places the organism in Eukaryota, Viridiplantae, Streptophyta, Magnoliopsida, Brassicales, Brassicaceae. The record is from the annotation of a GenBank genome assembly.
AUGAGCACGGACNACAGAGCCGGGAGGAGGUCUGGCGGGUCUGGCGGUUCUGGUGGGGGAGGGGAUAUUGUCGUGACCGUCAUCUCGAAGGUUCGAGGGAGAGAAACGGAGGAAGUUGCUCGGACCAAAGUCCAAAUCUCACCUCGCCUCACGACGGGGAUAAAGAAGCAAGGGUCGGCUAAGCAGAGAUAG